Messenger RNA from Penicillium bovifimosum, 327 nucleotides. RefSeq lists its product as uncharacterized. The record is from RefSeq and is a predicted model, not a curated record. The transcript has 5 exons. NCBI's taxonomy places the organism in Eukaryota, Fungi, Ascomycota, Eurotiomycetes, Eurotiales, Aspergillaceae. The annotation marks the transcript as partial.
UCGAAGGCGAGCGUUUCUGUCUGUGAUCGUGCGGAAGGCAGCAGAACGUGUGGUGGCUUGAUUGUGUGGCGACAGGGGUGGCUGAGCGUGGGGAGGCUCAAUUGGAUGGUGACGGGGAUGGCUGGUGGGUACCGUCGCGAAACUCGAAUCGAUCGAACGUCUCUGUUUGUGAACGUGUGGAAGGCAGCAGGACGUGUGGUGGCUCAAUUGGAUGGUGACUGGGGUGGUUGCUGGCCUUUGUCGCCGCGGCCCCGGUCGAGAAAUGUCUCUGUCUGUGAACGUGCGGAAGGCAGCAGGACAUGUGGUGGCUCGUUUGGUUGGCGACGG